UUGACGGCCUUUCGCCAUGGUCAGGGCAGUUCACCAUGAAGCUCUGCGGCGACCUGCGGCGGCCAUAGUAUUCUCAGCGGCAGCAGCUCUAGUUGCGAUCUGCUGCCUGAUGGUUCUCUCGAAUGCGCAUUCAAACAUUGUGUUCCACAACAAGCAACAGACGAGUCUUGAGCAACAGAAGUUGUGGGAAAACUACUUUCCGGGAUACAAAGCGAUCAGGGCACGGUACGAGCGUACAAAGUUGUUAUACAACGCGCACAUGAAGCGCAUGGGUGCACCACAAGUACAAAAGGGCGAGGAACUCCACAGCAAGAGCAUUGCAAAUCCUUACAUCUUCUGCAAGCGAAGCUUCCCCCCUGUGAGUGACUACGAUCAAGCGGAGUUUCACUCUUGCCUGGAUGCAUUGGGUGUGAAGAGAAUUAAUCUCCAGAACGUCGGGGACUCACAAGUUGCAACUGACAUCACUGGAGCGCCAGCAGGAUAUCAUCAGCACGAUGGGCCGAACUCACUCUCACCAGGAUCGGAUGGCUGGUCCAGAUGGUAAGUGGAGAGGGAACGAGUUUGUAAUGGUUGUAAAGAUAGGAUCCUA
Messenger RNA from Guillardia theta CCMP2712, 589 nucleotides. RefSeq lists its product as hypothetical. The record is from RefSeq and is a predicted model, not a curated record. The transcript is spliced from 3 exons. The coding region runs from base 17 to 544 and encodes 175 amino acids. NCBI's taxonomy places the organism in Eukaryota, Cryptophyceae, Pyrenomonadales, Geminigeraceae.